This is a messenger RNA of Drosophila grimshawi, 174 nucleotides long. RefSeq lists its product as uncharacterized. The coding region runs from base 1 to 174 and encodes 57 amino acids. The record is from RefSeq and is a predicted model, not a curated record. The transcript has a single exon. Lineage: Eukaryota; Metazoa; Arthropoda; Insecta; Diptera; Drosophilidae.
AUGGCUUUAUACUUUCUAUAUCCCGCCGUUGCUGCCGUGGCCCUCUUCGUUGUAGGCGUCAUUAUUGUCAUGCUACGUUGGGGUCCGCGCCUCUGCGGGCUGCGUCAUCAUGCUCUGCCCGAUAAUUAUGAUAUGCGGGAGAAGACCUAUGAGCAUGAAAUUAGUUAUGCCUGA